AGAUAGUAUCCCCUAACGUGACUAGUGAAAAAGGCAUGCCAUUGGAUUCAAGAAUAAAAAAGCCGAGGGAAGCAGGUCUUCAGAACAAAAAGUUUCCUCUGUGAAGACAAAUGUUUGGCCUCUUUCUCCCGGGGUUGUGUGCAUACAGAGAUCCGAGAAUCGCGUUUUAUGUGUGACCGCACAGAGGGUUGGACAAAUUGAAGGAGCAACAGGAGGUGGCAGAGACGCUUUUCAGAAGAAGCAAGGAAAUAGAGAGAGAGGGAAGGAGAGAAAGGGAGAGAGAGAGACUAUCUCACUCUCCCAGUCGUAGUUGCAACCGGAUCGCAUUCAGCGUCUCUCUCGACACUGCAAUAGGUACGUUAUGCUUUCCGAACUUUUACGCACACAAAUCGAGAAUACAGCAACAGGCUUGGGUACUUUAGAAUGUUUGGAGGUAAUGUUUGGAGGUAAUGUUAAGCACUUUAGAAUGUUUGGGGUAAGACAAUUUUAGGUAAUUUGAGGCACUGUUGAAUAGAAGGGGAUAGAUGGGGAGUUUGAAUCAUUUUUGUAAGCGUAUUACAUUAUUCUCCAAAAUUGAAGAAAAACCUAUCCAUUCUAAAAAUAUGCAUUCAUUUCGUUUUUCCUCACUCUGACUGUGGAAAUGUUAGAUAGUCUUCGCACAUUUAACGUUGUGAUAAUUUUUUUCGCAGCAGGACAAUGUCUAGUAAAGCGACUUUAGCCUUACUCAUCUAUGGAAUCAUAAUGCACUACAGUGUCUACUGCUCACCUCUCGGGCUAAACUAUCCUAACCUUAGGUAGGUACCUGUUCACCUCUCCUUCAACUGAGCAUCUCUGCAUGUAAAGGAUUAGUAAACUGAAUAUUGGCAAACGUAUUGUUUCUGCUGCUGAGCGCCGGUGACGAGCACAGUAGUUGUUUGUUUAUCAGUUAUACCUACAACCACAUAGGUAUAUAGACCUAUGCCAUUUAUUGCUACACAAUUAUUUUUUUCGUUCAAUCAAUGUCUGUAUAAUUUUUAUUUCUUUUAUAUCUAAAUUAAUACGCAUUGGUUUUUUUUAAAUUUCCAGAGUAUCUUAUUAAUUUGGGUAUACAAUUAAUGCUAUAGCCUACAUUGGAAGAUACUGGUAUAUGUGUUUUAUUUUGAGUGUGAAUAUACUGAAAUGUUUUGUUAUGAGGGGCUUUAGAGCACUUGGAAUCAUAUCCCUGGAACAGGGCAUAUUAGCAGCUAUUGGUAGAUCAAGCGUCUGAUACAGAACUGUAGCUCUGCGUGUAGACACGUCCCAUGGGAAUGACAGAGAGGAGUAAUUUUCAGAGGCAUGAGGCAAACGGGGGAGCCACUAAUUCACAGAAUAACAAAGUCGAUGUAUUGUGUAUUCUCUUAACUAAGAAGUAAUAAUCUGCAUCAUUUUAUUUUAGAAUGACAACCAAACAUUUUAUUUUUGUUUUUGAGAUCUGGUUAUGAUGUUAUUUAAUUCACAAUGGCAAAUUUUUUAAAUGAAACGUUUUUUUCUUCCUAUUUCCGAUGGGUUCGGGUUUGGUUGCCUUUGGGGGGCUAUAGCCUAUGCUUGCACUAUAUUUGUUCUGUAAGGUGUUGCAGCCAAAUUAGGAUUGGUCGAUAGCAAUUACAAUUAUUUAACAUUUAAGCAGAUACAUGUUGGCUAUUGUAUCAAAUAUUUUUUUCAUGACUCUUAUUUCUUAACAUAAAAUAUAGGCUACAAUCUAUAAAUACAUUAGUAAUUUAUUUCAGUGUUUGUUUUCAGAAUUGGUUUAGUCAUGAUUAUGCAUGAUUAAGCCCAUAUCAAAAAGCAUAUAAUAUUCAAAUGCAUUUUCGAUUUCAGACUUGAAAAUGAGGUUUAUGACGAGGAUGGGAAUUCGUUACCGGACUUGGCUUUUGACAGUGAUCAAAUUGCUAUAAGAAGUCCCCCGUCUGUGGCUGACGACUUGUACACUUUAUACUACCCACCGGAGAAAAGGUGACUAUCAUUAUCACUAUACUCAACUUAUUAUUUGUAAUGUUGUUGACAUUCAUGCUAGACAUUUCAUUAUUUGGGCUCGUAUUUCUGUUCAUCUAUGUUAUAUGUUGUGUGUUAGUAAAUGUACUGUACUGUCAAGAAUCACAUUUUUUAUAGAAUCUUCUGAUGGAAAUGCCUAUAGUAAAUUCCCCUUUAAAAGAACAAACUUCCCAAAUUUUCAUUGCAGCAAGAUAGGGUGGUGGUGGGGGGAGGGGCGGUAUUCCAAUGAAGCUGAUCGGAAAGCUUUUGUAGUAGAAUGUAGUAGAAAGUAGGCUAUUUACUAAGAAAACUUAAACAGAACUAAACACUUUUAAUCUGAACUGGCCAUUUCCAAAGUCAUAAAAGUAACCAGCAUAGUUCACUAUUUAAGCUCACAUUUUGGAAAGCAGCUCAUAUGACGCGUUGGAUUUGGUAUAGGCUACAGUAAUGUUGCCACUUAACGCUGGGUGUGUGUUGAGUGUGAUCAUUUAUUGUUUGGCGUUUUAUCAUCCCAGAACGGAAAGGCAUGCAGACGGAAUGUUUAAUAAAGCCUACAGGAAAGCGCUGGGUCAGUUAUCAGCAAGAAAAUAUCUCCAUUCUCUGAUGGCAAAGCGUGUAGGGUAAGGACAUCUUCUUGGUUGUCGUCUCUUAUUUUGUGAUCUAAGUUAUUUUUGGUGUUCGUUUUUCUUUUAACUCUGAUAUUCAUUCUGUUUCGUUUAAUUUUCCCGUGUGUCUAUCUAUGUGUGUGGUCUUCCCACCUGAAUUUGACGCCUUUACGCGCAGAGUAUGUUGACUUUGAUUAUAUCUUCGAGAGUGCAAACCGGGUGCGGCAUUAGAUCGAAUCGGUGAAUCUCAGUGCUGAUAUUGUCUCUUUAAGGAGCAAAGCACAGGAUCCACGUGGCUGAAUACAUUUAAUUUUCAUUAUGAAUAAUUCAUGUAGUGGAUUAGUCCCAAGGGUUUAAUAUAAAUAUAGGCUUAAAUUAUUCCUUACAACAUCCUCAACCAGCCAGCCUAACCAUGAUGAUAUCGAAAUAAAAAUAUAUUUGGGAGGAUUUAUUAAAAAUGUAAGUUUAAAUCAGACAUGUGCAGUGCAGUCUAUGGGCUACAGUCCUCCGAGGCAGGGUAUACGUCUCAUAACAGUGAAAACUCUUCUGCUCUUCCCAUUUCUAGUGGAGGGAGCACCAUGGAAGAUGACUCAGAGCCUCUGUCAAAGCGACAUUCGGAUGGGAUCUUCACAGAUAGCUACAGCCGCUACCGAAAGCAAAUGGCAGUCAAGAAAUACCUGGCAGCAGUCCUUGGGAAAAGGUAUAGACAGAGAUAUAGAAACAAAGGACGCCGGCUAGCGUAUUUGUAGCGUUGCUAACCCAAACUACCAUGUGUGUACAGCCCAGAUCAAGUCAUUUUGAGAUAACUGAACAAUCAGUGGAUCGCUCUUGUGUUCUUUAAACAUGUAUUUAUGUAUGAAGUAAAGCCAUUAAAAUGAAUAUUUUGAUAAUAAUAUUGUUUUUCUUUUGUACUUAAGCACUUGAGAACGCACAGAUCUACUUUGUGGACCAAUCUUUUUGUUCAACCUAAAUAUAGCCUAUAUUUAUUUAUUUUUAGACCUACUUAUAAAAGAAGAUAAAAUUAUGGGCAAAUGAUCAAUAUGCUCUUUACCCUGUAUUUUAAAAAUUUAAAUCUACGAAUGUGAGGAAAAUAAAUAGUUUAAAAGACAAUUAAUGUAUUGAAUGUUACUUUUUGGCAACUGAAAUUAAGAGCUUAGUGUCUUUAUUUACAACAGCCCUGAAGACUUAGGUUUUCAAGACAUAGACUUUGAUGCCCUCCCGGAUGGGGAUGAGUUUGAGGCUAUUUUGGGAGACUGGCUGAAACAGUUCUCUCCCGAAUUUCCGGUGAGUUCCAGGCUCUUUCCCAAGGCCUUGUCUUGA
Molecule: messenger RNA, 3914 nt
Organism: Coregonus sp. 'balchen'
Lineage: Eukaryota; Metazoa; Chordata; Actinopteri; Salmoniformes; Salmonidae
Source: the annotation of a GenBank genome assembly